Messenger RNA from Brassica rapa (field mustard), 2532 nucleotides. RefSeq names its product desiccation-related protein At2g46140. Gene Ontology annotation, biological process: response to desiccation. The record is from RefSeq and is a predicted model, not a curated record. Gene Ontology annotation, cellular component: cytosol. Lineage: Eukaryota; Viridiplantae; Streptophyta; Magnoliopsida; Brassicales; Brassicaceae.
CUAUAUACUGAAGUCUAUGAUCUUUUGUGUUGUAUUAAAUUUUUUAAACAUAUUCUACGUUUGUAUUAGUGUAUAUUAAACUCUUUUUAUGGUACAUGGACAUCGUUUUAAUUUUUUGUCAAUUAAUUUAGUAAAACUUCAUAAUACUCCCUAAAUUGGUGGAUUAACCAUUAUAAAAUCGUUAUUUUCUAAAGAAAUGAAGAAAACAAAAUUUCGAAACAUUUUUGACCUUCAUGAUAUGUUAUCGAAAGAUGCAACCAGCGACAAGAAACUGUAUCUUCUCAUCUUCGGCAAGCCAUUUGGAGCUACCAGCGACAAAACUGUCUGGCAUUUUUUUGAAAAAAAAAGUAUGAUUCGUAGCCAAAUCUUCGCAAGGUGUGACGGUUGUCCCUUCUAUUUCAAUCUAUAACAUCAUCAUCACUUCCGUUCUUCUAGUGCUUAUUGUUCCUUUAGUAAUUAUUUGCAGUGCGCGGAAUCUGCUUUGAAGUUCUUAGGAGACCUAACUCACAUAUACUUUGUUGGAAAUGCUCCAAUGGCUCACAUGGCUAUACAACCUACAGAAGAAACACCUGAUUUGCCAUCUUACGAGGUAAACAACAUAGCUCUAAUUGAAAGAAAGAAAGAAAAAUGCUCCAAUUACUCACAUGGCUAUACAAUCUUCUUUAUUUUUUUGUAGAGGUUCUUAUUCAGAUGUAGUGUAGUAGCAGCAUCGAAGUACAAGAUAAGUAACUGCGAGGAUUUUAUGUGGGUAACCAAAGAUGAGCUUUUGGCGUUCUUUCCUGAGCAUGCUGAAUUCUUCAACAACACGAUCGUUAGCUGAGUUUUCCUGUUCUCUUUCCUUCUGGAAUAAGAUAGAAACACAAAACAUGAACCGUAAGACAUAUAACACGUGGUGUAUGAAGGUCACUGUAGUAACCAGACCAAACCCAUGUCUCUGGUAUACACGUGAAGGAAUUUUUUGUUGACGUUAAAGUGGCAAUUGAUAUCGGAUUAUUUGCCCAAAAAUAAACGUUUGGUAACGUAGUACACUACUAUCCAGCACGUAGUUUUUAAAGACAACUGCUAAUUACUUUUGUUAGGAAUCAGGAUAUUAGUUAAUAUAUUUUUAGAGUGAGAUUUUUUUUUCUUAAAAAGAAAAUAAAUUUCGGACAUACAAAUGAAGCAAGAACGCAGUACGUGUUGACCAUGACCAUGAUCAAACCAAAACAAACGGAUCUUUCCUUCGAAUAUGCAUAAUGGUGUUUGUAUAUUAUUCCUUUUAAAAAUAAUAAAAAGAUUACAAUGAUCUUUUUUACAACAAAUUAUAGGAAUAUAAAUGUCACGCUCCGCAAUUAAGGUAAUUAAUCUAUCCUUAAAAAGAAACACAAAUCUUAUAUAAUCAAUAGAGCCAUUAGAGAUAAGAAGAGAGAUAGAGAUCUGAUCAUUUUGAAGAUUAUUAUAAAAAAAAAUGGCAUCAUCUGAGCAAAAGUUGGUAGAGGAAAACGGGUCGGUGAUCUCAAGCUUGUUGGAUAAAGCCAAAGGUUUCAUUGCGGAGAAGCUAGCUAAUAUUCCGACGCCGGAAGCCACCGUUGACGACGUUGAUUUCAAAGGCGUGUCACGUCAAGGUGUUGAUUAUCACGCCAAGGUCUCCGUCAAAAAUCCUUACUCUCAAUCCAUCCCUAUUUGUCAGAUCUCUUACAUCCUCAAGAGUGCCACAAGGACUAUCGCGUCUGGCACAAUACCGGACCCGGGUUCGUUGGUUGGGAAGGGCACGACGGUUCUGGACGUACCGGUUAAGGUGGCUUAUGGCAUAGCGGUUAGUCUAAUGAAGGACAUUGGCUCGGACUGGGACAUUGACUAUCAACUUGACAUUGGUCUAACCAUCGACAUUCCUGUUGUUGGUGACAUUACCAUUCCUGUCUCUACUAAGGGGGAGAUCAAGCUCCCUUCUCUUCGCGACUUCUUUUAAUUUCACCUAUUAUUUUCUUAAUUAUAAUCCAGUCUUCAAUAAAACAUAGACGAUUGCAUAUUUCAGUUCUGGAAUUCUCUUUUGUUGGUUUUGUUAUUGGGUUGUUGAAUACUUUUAUUGGCUAUGCAUGUUUUCAUGGAAUGUGAUUUAUAAUUUUAAUUAGAUGUAUGCGUACAGCCGUAAUUGCCUUGUAUGAAUAUGACUAUAAAAUCUAUAUCUCAAAAGAAUGCUUGGACGUAUAGCCGGUUCUGACCAUAGUAUGAAGAAACAUUUGCAUUGAUUUCUAAUUUUUUUCAAAAAAUUAAUAUAGGUAGAUUUGAUGGCUCUUAAAUUAUGAAGAAAAAUUAUUAAAACUUAUGUUAAAAUGUUUAGGGUUUUUAGUAAUUAAACCCCUCAAAUAAAGAUGAAUCGUAAAAAAAAACCCCAACUAAAAAUCAUGUGAAAUAAACCAUCAACUUUAGUUCUGUUAACAUAUGUUACCCUCCGUCUAAAAAACUGUAACGGAGGGUGACAUAUGUUAACGUUUUAUAAGUUGAGGGUUUAUUUCACUGGAUUUUUAGUUCAGGGUUUUUUUUUACGAUUCA